UAUCACAGACAGAGGUUUAAUCCCAAAAGUCCAUUCAAUAUUAUUCUGUAGCAAGUCUAAAGCAGUCAUGAGGAAGACCUGAGAUACGUCUUAAUGUUUCUUUCACAGGCUCCUCCCUCCAGAGUUUCAGCAGAAACGAAACUUAUCGCAGCAGGAAGUGAAACGUGCUCCAGUCCAGAGGGACAAAACCCAGAAAGGACACACGAGACACUCCGGACGAGCACGAGUGCCAGGACCAGGAUGAAGACAAUGAGGCUCCUGUGGCUCUCCUUUACCUUUGUGACAGCGGUUGUGACGUGGCCAGCAGUGGCAUGGCCAACGACGAGGCAGACGACAGAAUCACCUGGACUCAAUCUGAACGGAAAGAUGUUGACUUUGUCUAAUUAUGGAGGAGUAUCCUUCUCUCUGCCUCAUUAUCAUCCCCCCAUCGCCACCAGCAGCCGCCCUUACCACACCACCAGCCGCCCUUACCACACCAGCACCGGGGCCUGGACCACAGCCCCGGUGACCGGGGGUGUGUCCGUGUGUCUGCGCUACCUGGCCGAUUCCGCCUCCUUGCUCUUCACUCUGAGUCCAUCCAGAAGUCCUCUGACCUUUUUCGGCAGUGAUAGUGUGUAUUGGAUGUCCUUUCCAAGAUACAGUUACAACCCACUGGACCUCCGCCCUAAAAUUCCUUUCUGGGCGAACCCCGCCCCGGACAUCUGGACCAGAGUCUGCUUCACCGUGGACUCCGGGUUGCAAGUGGCCCAGGUGUUCAGUGGCUCCAACUUCAGCAUCAGGAAGAUGCUGCCUGCAGAAGUAAACUAUGUCUGGUCCGGUGAGCCUGUGAUUGACUUCCCAGGUUUUGACGGUCAGUUGACAGACGUCCAGGUUUGGGAUUAUCCUCUCAGCUACAAAGAAGUCUUCAACUACAUGAUGGGCGGCAUCUACUUGCCCUACCGAGGCUCCGCCCUCUCCUGGUCCUACAUCAGCUACUCGCCCAGAGGACGGACCCUAUUGGAGGACAAUUAUGAGCUGCAGGCGAGGCGGCCAAUCAGCAGCUUGCUUCGUAAACAUCGCCCGAAGGGGGGGAGGAAGGCCGGGAGGUUUUCCAACGGGGGGGAGAGGGAGAGAGAACCGCUUUAAUGAAACACGCCAGGAGCUUCCUCCUUCGGUGGAUAAUGAAUAAUUCAUAUUAAUCACUAGCCUACUAAUCAUGAAUUACCCAUUGAAGCGCGUGGUGGCAUUAUUAUGUAUCAUGAAGAACUCGCUCAUUAAUG
Molecule: messenger RNA, 1259 nt
Organism: Pungitius pungitius (ninespine stickleback)
Lineage: Eukaryota; Metazoa; Chordata; Actinopteri; Perciformes; Gasterosteidae
Exons: 7
Coding region: 94-1125 (343 amino acids)
Source: RefSeq, a predicted model, not a curated record